UCCCUGCUCGUCUGAAGACUCUUACUUAACGUCCGGCUUUGCGUUUUUUUUUUCUGCAGUUUUUUCUAUCGCUGCAUAUCUUUGACGUGCAGCCACAGGUUGACCGAUUUAAUCGCGUCCCUGUGGAUUAUUGCUCUUCAUCUCGAAACGAUUGUCACUGACGAAAUCGAAAUGGGCCCCGUCAAAAGAUGCCCGAUGAUCGAGAAACAAACAAACUGAUCCCGUCAAGUGCAGCGGAGACGGAGGCAACGUCUGUGCCGAGCGACGCACAAUUUAGCGACACAAGCGAGGGACCUGUGGAGGGACCUAUAUGAAAGGAGGCCAAGCAAAAAGAUGACGGGAUGGCCGUGACAACAUGAAAAAGAAAAAGUGUUGUGGUCUAUUUUCAUCCAGCCGGUGAUUCAACACAAUUAACCUGGGGGACAGGGACUGAGAGAGGAAAGAAGACAGGUGCGUGGCCACAUCCGUGACCAUGGAGCCUCCCCCCUCUCUGAGCUUGGCUCUGCUCGGAGGGAGUGAGGAUGAGGACCAGCGCUUCCUCCUUCCCCUGGGUAGUAUAUCCCAUCCCUCCACCACAGGCAACCAGCCAGGAUCAAACCACUCCAACCACAUGGGAGGAUCAAGCCUCGAUCGUCUAAAUGGCAGCACCCCGUCCCCGUCCACUGCCACGCCCAAUUUACUUCCAACAUCACUCCCCAUGUCAUCCUCUGGAUCCCAGCCUCUACCCCCACCCAUCCCCAAUGCCCUGCAUCCCACUAGCACCCCACUUUCCUCCUGCCUGGGCUCACAGCUCAGCCUCAGCGGAGACAACCCCCCGGUGUACAACGCCCUCUUUUACUCCUCCCAUUCGCCCUCCAUGGAGCGGGACUGUGACAGAGAGAGGGGCUGCAAACAAAGACAGGCCAGCCCUCUGGUUCACCGUAGGGACAGUAACCCCUUCACGGAGAUCGCCAUGAGCUCCUGUAAGUACACAGGCGGGGUCAUGAAGCCCCUGAGCUGCCUCAGUGCCUCCCGCAGAAACCUCUCGAAUCAGACAGCAACAGCGAAACCAAAGAGGGUGGCGUUUCAGCUGUUGCCGGGGCAACUGGGGGGCAUGACCGACAGCGUGAAGCCCCACCCACCUCUGGUGACCCAGUCCUCUGCCAAUCAGCCCCUAAUUCAGAGCCCCCCAGAGAUUGUGAUUUCCUCCAGAGAAGACUCGCCGUACCCCACAGCAGGGUAUGACAUCACUGACUCCACUUCCAACCAGAUGUCCAUCUAUCACCAGAACCACGCAUUGGUGGAGAGCAGGCGGGCGACCUCGGUGAGGGGCAGCAGGCAGUCAGGGAUCGGGGCAGUGGGGUCCGAGGCCAGAAGCAACACUUCCAAGGCCUACAAACGGAGGAACCAAAACAUUGGCUACAAACUGGGGUAUCGCAGAGCACUGUUCGAGAAGAGGAAGAGGCUGAGUGACUAUGCCCUCAUCUUCGGGAUGUUUGGCAUCGUCGUCAUGGUGAUUGAGACGGAGCUGUCGUGGGGCGUGUACACCAAGAGCUCGAUGUAUUCUCUGGCCCUGAAGUGUCUGAUCAGCCUGUCCACAGUCAUUCUGCUGGGCCUCAUCAUCGCCUACCAUGCUCGGGAAGUUCAGCUGUUUAGCAUCGAUAACGGAGCUGACGACUGGCGCAUCGCCAUGACGAUGGAGCGGGUGCUGCUGAUCAGUCUGGAGCUGCUGGUGUCUGCGGUGCAUCCAGUGCCAGGGGACUUUAAGUUCCAUUGGCGGGCGCGGCUCGCCUUCUCGUACGCGACGUCGCAUGCCGAGGCCGACCUGGACAUGGUGCUGAGCGUGCCCAUGUUCUUGCGCCUCUACCUCAUCGCCAGAGUGAUGCUCCUGCACAGCAAACUCUUCACAGACGCCUCCUCCAGGAGCAUAGGGGCCCUAAAUAAGGUGCAUUUUAACACACGGUUUGUAAUGAAAACCCUCAUGACCAUCUGCCCCGGGACAGUGCUGCUGGUCUUCAGCAUCUCUCUGUGGAUCAUCGCUGCCUGGACCGUACGGGUGUGCGAGAGGUAUCACGAUACCCAGGAUGUGACCAGUAACUUCCUGGGAGCCAUGUGGCUUAUCUCCAUCACUUUCUUGUCCAUCGGCUACGGAGACAUGGUUCCUCACACCUACUGUGGCAAAGGAGUCUGUCUGCUCACCGGGAUCAUGGGUGCAGGCUGUACGGCGCUGGUGGUUGCCGUGGUAGCCAGGAAGCUGGAGCUGACCAAGGCCGAAAAACACGUACACAACUUCAUGAUGGACACGCAGCUGACCAAGAGGAUAAAGAACUCAGCGGCUAACGUGCUGAGAGAAACCUGGCUCAUCUACAAGCACACCAAGCUGGCCAACAAGAUCGACCACUGCAGAGUCCGCAAACACCAGCGGAAGUUCCUCCAAGCUAUACAUCAAUUACGCGGUGUGAAAAUGGAGCAGAGGAAACUCAGUGAUCAGGCCAACACACUCGUGGACCUCUCAAAGAUGCAGAGCGUCAUGUACGAGCUCAUGUCAGAGCUCAACGACCGCAGCGAGGACUUGGAGCGUCAGAUGCUGUCCCUGGAGCAGAGGGUGGAGCAGCUCACCGCCGGCUUCAACACCCUGCCCGCCCACCUCUCCGCCACUCUCAGCGCCCAGCACGCCGCCCUGGUCCACUUGCUGAGAGAGAGGGAUUCGAGGGACGGGAGAGGAGGAGGUGCUGUGGUCCCCAUCUCCCCGGUGGUGUCUUUAGCCGCUGAACCUGCUUCAGUCUCCUCAGUCCAGGUCGCGUCUCCAGCGCCGCCUCCAUCCCCGGCCUUGGAGGUCCCUCUGUCGCCCCCACCUCUGAGCCCAGAGGGGAGCCUGGAGGCUAGUCCCAACAGCAACACCUGCCCUUCCAGCAGCUGAAGACAGCUCUGAGGACCAGGAGAGGACCAAUAUGGAAAGAACAUGGGGAGGGGAGAGGAGAGAAGUGUGAGGUGAUCCUCCGAAACUACAAUCCAUGAGGGGGGAUGAGGAGGGGACUGUGGGGAGAAAUAAUAGGAUUAAGAUGGAGGGCCAGUAUGAACGAUGAGACAUGUUAAGGACUUUGGGGCGCUUUUCUUGACAAGGGGAAGAGAAGAAAAAUGGAGACUCUAAAAGGUGUGAGGGGGAGGAAGAAUGUCAAGAGUGUGAGAAAUGGAGGUAGAAGGGAUGAGGAGGGGGAAGGAGAGGAGGAGAAAUAAUGAGGAAUAAUUAGAUAAACUCAGAGCUCCUAAAUGGUUAAGACUCCAAUUACUGAAAAGGGCCUUUUAUUCUCUCUCUCUCUCUCUCUCUCUCUCGCCUUUCUCCUUCUCUCUCGCCGUCCUCCCAAUCUCUCUCUCUCCCCCCUAUCUCUCCCUAUCCAUUCUACCAAUCUCUCUCUCUCCUUUCUACCGAUCUCUCUCUCUCUCUCUCUCUCUAUACUUUCACCCGAUUUCUCUCUCCCUUCAUCAGGAAUUAAUGACCAUGACUUUUUAUCCUUAUGAUGUAUUUUCUAUCUGAAUGCUAAUUGUGUGUUAACGAGCAUCCCUUUAACAGAAGGUUCAAUCAAUAUGACCAAGAUAUAUUAAAGAAAAAUAGUGGCAUGUACUGCACACACACUUACACGCAACUUAUAUUGAUGCAGCAUCCACGCAAUACGAGUUAACCCAGCACAAACAUAAAUACACAAUCGUUUACAAUGCAGGCCCUCUUUACACUCACACAAAAAGUGUGUGUAGUAGCUCACACGAUGAUACUGAAGCCUAUACUGCCAAGCACUCGAUGCACUGCCAAGCAAUGUUGACUCGCUGUAAGUUCAUCCAACCGACUUCUCUCUUGUGGGUGUGGCCUAAUGCGUAGUUUGACAUGUUAACGUCUCAGUUUGGAGAAUUGUCCCUGUUCACUGUACGACACACGUUACAGAUGAAGCUGAAGUAAAUCGGUCUGACGCCGGGGCACACGAGUCAUCACAACGUCUGUUUGUGACCGAGAUGAGAAGAUAACACGACGACAGCAGGACUUUUUUACGACUGCAUUCAUUGAAUAACAGGCUGGGUUGAACCGAUGUGUACUUCUGGGUUUGCUGUACCGAAAUUAGACUUUGAGUCUCAUGAUGGGAGUUUUAUUCUAUUUUACUUAUGUUUAUGGUUAAAAAAAAGUUGUAUCAAGUGCAUUAAUACUGAAAUGAUUGUUCGGAGAAAGAAUAGAUUACAAAACAAAUAUUUUAACUGUCAUUACAAUCUGGGUGAUUAACACAAGACAGAGCGGAGACAUAAUGUUCAGGUAAAAUACCAGUUGAAACAUUCUCCAUCAACAACAAAUGCUUCUUAUCUCAUUGGAGUCAGAUGACUGGUAUGCUGUAGUAUCUAUUGUUUUGCUUUAAUUCUCUGAUAAAUAGUUAUACUUAAAAUGACUAAAAUGUAGAUUUUUACAUUGGUAAUUCAAUUGAAUUUAAAGUCCAACACUUGUUUAGCUAUGUGAUUAUAAGUUGGUGUGAUUAAUAUUGGUUCACAGUGUACAGUUGUGUCCAUCACUCUUUAUGAAGGGAAGAAGACUCACUGCCAUCCUUUUUUAAGCGUGCAGCCCCACACACACUGUUAUCAGGAAUGUAUUCUGUGUGAAGAAACACACUCAAACCCACGUCCUUGCUCCAUCACUUAAACUGCCAUGCAGACACAGGAACAGACACCGACACACACGGACACGCGGAUAUACACACACCUCGACAACCAAAGUGCUCUCUCUUAAAUGGACUUUAAUCGGAGGCAGGGAACGCUGCUGUCACUGGGGACAAAAGAUAGCCGGCUGCGUUGCAGAUAUCUUAACAAUACUUCUGAGGGAAUAACUGUGAAAAUCCGGGUAUGGACUUGUUACAGUGCUGUACAUGGACUGCUCUUCACUGAUUAAAAAGGUGGACGAUGGAUGAACACAAAUAAACCUAAUAAAGGAUUGAUGGCCAUGAAGGAAGAGCUGUUUAUAACAAAAAUAAAACAUAGGAAGAAAUACUUUGGUAUAUUUGAGAGCAAUUAUAAUGGUGUAAUGGGAACGAGACAAGCCUACCCAUUGGAGACAAUAGCGAAAACUGUCUCAUAGCGACACCCUGUGGCCAGAAUACUGAAUUACAUAUGCUUGGAAUAUUGUCUAGUAUGCUGUUAACGAAAUCUAGCUUUGUAUUGCUUAGUCUUUUCUACCAUUAGGAUUAAACACAGUUAUAGCUGAUAUCUCCUAUUACUAAACUAUAGUAUUCUUCUCAUUCGUCAUGAUAAUUAUGAUUUAUGUAUUCACAAUAUGUUAAAUAAUUUUGAACAAGGAAAGUGCCGUUUGAGGUUGAAAUUAUUUUGUAAUUUUUAUUUUAUUAGAGAGAAUUAAUAAACUAUAUAUAUAUAACAUUACAGCUUCCACGUUUUCUGUGUUGCUAUUGUUUUUCUGUUUUUGUCAGUGCGAUGAGGUUGCUAGUGCGAUGCUUUUGAAAAAUAAAAACACCUUAUUCGACGAAUUCACGCUGUA
This is a messenger RNA of Pseudoliparis swirei, 5500 nucleotides long. RefSeq names its product potassium intermediate/small conductance calcium-activated channel, subfamily N, member 3 (gene kcnn3). Gene Ontology annotation, biological process: potassium ion transmembrane transport. Gene Ontology annotation, cellular component: neuronal cell body; plasma membrane; neuron projection. Gene Ontology annotation, molecular function: calmodulin binding; small conductance calcium-activated potassium channel activity. Lineage: Eukaryota; Metazoa; Chordata; Actinopteri; Perciformes; Liparidae. The record is from RefSeq and is a predicted model, not a curated record.